Aaosphaeria arxii CBS 175.79 is the source of this 570-nucleotide messenger RNA. RefSeq lists its product as uncharacterized. Lineage: Eukaryota; Fungi; Ascomycota; Dothideomycetes; Pleosporales. The coding region runs from base 79 to 570 and encodes 163 amino acids. The record is from RefSeq and is a predicted model, not a curated record. The transcript has a single exon.
UGCUUUGAAGAAGUCCUCAGAAGUCAUCACAACCAACUUUUCUUCACUUUUUUUCUUCAAAUACCACUCCAAAUCACGAUGCCUCACUACGAUGUCGCCACCAGGGUUCAAGUCGUCACCCUGCUAUCCAUGAAAACCCCUCCCUCGGAGAUUCAGAGGCGCACCGGUAUGGCAGAACGAAGCCAAUACAACCUGUUGAAAAAGGCAAAGCAGCGGGGAUGGGAUGGAACGAAGAUACUCGCCCAGCACGUUGAAGAUGCUCCCCGUUCCGGUGCUCCUCGAGGAAAGAGAAAGAAGAAAACGCUUGAAAAGUUAGGAAAGGAUCAAGAUGGUGGAGAGGAGACGUCGGGUUCGAUGGUUGUAGAGCCGACAGACAAGACGCCUUGUUCGAUGGCUUCAGACACGACAGAGAGAACACCAACUCCAAUGACUGCAGAUCCCCGAGAGAAAACACCAGUGUCGGUGAUUGCGGAGUCCUUACAGAGCACAACUAUUUCAACAGCUGCAGAGUCUACUGACGCUGGCAGCACGAUCAGCAAUCAUUCCGUGAAAUCAGUGGACAUAGUAUGA